Molecule: messenger RNA, 1491 nt
Organism: Branchiostoma floridae (Florida lancelet)
Lineage: Eukaryota; Metazoa; Chordata; Leptocardii; Amphioxiformes; Branchiostomatidae
Product: homeobox protein Hox-B2-like
Exons: 2
Coding region: 125-742 (205 amino acids)
Biological process (GO): regulation of DNA-templated transcription
Molecular function (GO): DNA binding; DNA-binding transcription factor activity, RNA polymerase II-specific
Source: RefSeq, a predicted model, not a curated record
CUGACGACUAGUGAUGUUUCAUACGACGCCUGAGGGCCGAACUAUCCGAAAUAAGAACCCAAGUGGCGAGAAACUUUUUAUACUUAUCCCGUCCUAAAGGGACGUCAUACAGACGAGUUUUACCAUGGAUAUACCGAGAGAGAGUGGAUUUAUAAAUUCACACCCCUCGCUGGAGGAAUUCAUGAGUUGUCUACCUAUCAGUGCCGACUUUCUCAAGUCAUCAAUCACCGGUGAGACGGCUGAAGACGGGGGAACGUGGCCCCCUCUGCACCCUACAACUUGCCUGGAGCUGAACUCUGACCUCUCACCAACUCAGCCCGCCAACAUUGCAGACUUUCCCUGGGUGAAACUCAAAAAGUCCGUUCGAAUUGUACCAUCACCAGUCUCCAACACAGAAGAAGCGGAUUUCUUGACUUCACCAACCGACCAGGUAAAUAGUUCCCGUCGAUUGCGUACAGUCUUCACAAACACUCAACUUCUGGAGUUGGAGAAAGAGUUCCACUACAACAAAUACGUGUGCAAACCUCGCCGAAAGGAGAUCGCUUCUUACUUGGACUUGAACGAGAGACAAGUGAAAAUUUGGUUCCAGAACCGACGCAUGAGACAAAAGAGGAGGGACACGAAGGGACGGGGUGAGAUCGGGAGCGAUCCUGGGACUGCCGCUGAGCCGGCAGAUGGUGGCCGGGCGGAGGAGGGCUCCCCGGGCGGGGGUAGUGCAACCUGUCCCCGGCCCCAGGGGUGACCAGGCCCCGGUGGACUGGACGGUCAGCAAACCAUAUUGACGGAUUGACCACAACACUCUAGGAAAGAAGCAAACAUUUGCUGUAGCAUAAAUCUAGAGUCUUUUAUCGGUAAAACGAAUUUUUUUUUAAAGUCAGAAACAGGCCAGAGACUGCUGGAGUAGUGUAGAUAUAGUUGUAUGUUACAAUGAAUUUAAUGAACUGCAUAUGAUGGUUUACUUCGGAUAUAUCAUUCUUUCUUGUAAGUUCAACAUCAAGAAGGCAUACGAGUAUUAUCGCUACGUAUCCAUGGCUAAAUCAUAUCUUUCUUAUAUGCAAUGAAAGAUUGAAUAGUUGUGAUGUCUUAAAAUGUCAUCAUUUUCCGCAUAUCUUGAAGGUAAAUUCAGUAUGUAAGUUUUAACAACUCUUUAUAUUAAUCAUCAAAAGUGUGUAACAAUACUGUACCCAUUUUACCAUAUGCAAUGAGAUUUGUCUGCAGAUCUUGUGAAAGAUUGAAGGACGGGCCCUAUUUUUAAAACAAAUCCAUGAGCUUGGAAACAAGACCAAAUCAUAGCUGUUUAAAUGCAGUUUUGGGCACAAAGGACUAUUUCUUUUUGUCCCUCCUAAAUUGUCAUUAUCUUUCUUGCUUAUAUCGGGCCUUAAGAGAAUUACUUUAAACGUUCAUUCAUACUUUUUUUUUCCUUUAUUCAGUUGAGAUUCCUUUUUAUCCAGUUUCCACUGUGCCUCAUUAUAAAUACACCUGUCCAAACUA